Liolophura sinensis is the source of this 5510-nucleotide messenger RNA. Its product is annotated as receptor-type tyrosine-protein phosphatase F-like. Gene Ontology annotation, biological process: protein dephosphorylation. The transcript is spliced from 13 exons. Lineage: Eukaryota; Metazoa; Mollusca; Polyplacophora; Chitonida; Chitonidae. The record is from RefSeq and is a predicted model, not a curated record. Gene Ontology annotation, molecular function: protein tyrosine phosphatase activity. Bases 358 to 1641 code for a protein of 427 amino acids.
AAGAAACUUUACAGAGGUUUUAUGACACUAGAAACAAAACUAUUAAAAAUUUCAACAACUUUAAUCAAACAGGUUCAAAAUCAGUUUAAGUGCUGGCGCCACUUUCUUAUGUGAUGUGUUGCUAUUGUAUAACUGUUUUCUACCCGUAGCUCAAACUAUGUUUAGUUAAGCCUUUAUUCUAGGAACUGAUCCUAUAUAGUUGGACUUGAAAUUAGUUUCAUUCUUUCUGUUUCCACCCCUCAAGUUGGUGGUAGUCGAUCCAAGAGGGAAGCAGCUAUUACAUUAACUGUGGGAGAAGACACAAACUGUAGUACAAAAGGUGUGAACAGUUUCUGUAAUGGUCCCCUGCUUCCAGGCAUGGAGUACAGAGUGAAAGCCUUUUCCUGUACUGCAGGGGGAUGCACUGAGACGAAGUAUGUUGGGGGAUAUAGAACCAAAGAGGAAAAGGAUUACAAGACAAUAAUCAUUGCUGUCAGCGUGUCAUGUGGCCUGGCGAUAAUCAUUCUCCUCAUCGUUAUUGUUGUGAUCACAGUGCGAUCUAAACAUCAGAAACAGAAGGACACGAGUUACCCAGAAUCAGAUGUGACCCAGUCACCCAUCUUCAUUCCCUUUCAUGAAGAACCUGAGCCUGAGGAUUACCCUACAUCCAAGCCCAUUAACCUCAGUGAACUGAAUGAUGUGGUGGAAGGCAUGCACCAUGACAGUAAAUUAACCUUUUCCCAAGAAUACCUUUGGCUGAAGACACUGAGCCCUAAGUUGCCUGUGACAGCUGCAUCCUUAGAGGAUAAUCGUGUGAAAAACCGAUACACUGACAUCCUACCUUUUGAUGACACCCGCGUGAAACUGUUGCCAGUUGAAGAUGAUGAAGCCUCAGAUUAUAUCAAUGCCAACUACAUUCCGGGUUAUCAUUCUCAAAGAGAGUACAUUGCUGCCCAGGGUCCUUUGAAUGCAACUUUGGAGGAUUUCUGGAGAAUGGUCUGGGAGCAGGAUGUCAGCAUUAUUGUUAUGUUGACCAAGCUGCAGGAGAAAGGACAGGAUAAAUGCGUAAAGUACUGGCCAGAUGAGAGUGAUGGCGUGCAGCAGUAUGGAGAGGUGGUUGUGGAACCAGCAUCCUACUCCAAUCUCAACACAUAUGAUCUGAGGGAGUUUUCUAUCUCUGUGGGCUCCAUAAGACGUAAACUGAAGCAUUUUCACUAUCUAAUGUGGCCUGACUUUGGAGUGUCAGACAGUGAAGAUAUGGUGAACUUUCUUCAGGAUGUCAGAAGCCAUGUGAGGCCAAACAUGAGUGGACCUCUCCUCAUACACUGCAGUGCUGGUGUGGGAAGGACAGGGUCAUUCAUCGCCGUUGACCAAAUCCGUGAGAAACUCUAUGACCUCUCAGGUGAAUCUGACAUCACCAUUGACAUCUAUGAGAUUGUUCUGACGAUGAGAAAUCACAGACCACGCAUGGUGCAGACUGAGGCUCAGUAUGUGUUUAUUCAUGACGCUGUCUGUGAGGUGGUGAGACAGAAGUUAAUCCAGGAACAACCUGAAGAUGAGCACAUUUAUGGGAAUCAGGGAUUUAAUACAGAAGAGAAUCUGUAUGAAAACACAAAGUUUGAAGAAGUUGUCUAUGGUAAUGUGGCCACAACUGAGCUAUAAAGGGAUCGUGACAUCUGGAGUAAGACGAUUGGUUGUGGUGAAAGAAUGUAAUUAUACAUGCGGGCAAGCUCUUAAUUGUGCAUGCAUAUACUUUGUAUUGUGGGCAAAUCUGUGAAUAAGCUCCAGGUUUUUCUGUUGAUUUCUUGUUUUAAAUAAGAUUUGGUUUUACAAGAAGGGUCAGAAAAAGGGUAUAUUUUUUUUUUAAUAAAAAUGAUGAAAAUUAUUUAUUUGAAGUUUCUUGACCCACAUUGCAUGUAAGGGCCUUAAAUAUACAUAAAAGUCCCACGUCAUCAUCAUUACUUUGAUAGAAGAAUGUUCACAAGAUUAAUGACUAAAUCUGUUUAAAAACAGAUUUGUUAAAUGAAAAUGUCAACGUCACCAGACAUUGCAAAACUGAAGGUACGAAGUUUAUUUUCUUACAUGUGUUCAGAAGAUAUUUUUCAUCAUAUCUUAAACAGUGAUAUGUACACUACGUGCUUGAGAGAGUUGAAAUACAGUGACAUGUACAUACAAAUAGUAUAUUAACUCGUAGAAAUAUAUGAGAAUUCCAGUUGUUAAAGUUUAUGUUAUAUUUUUAUAUUUUACUUUCAUAUAUUAAAGAUUGUGAUAUAACCUAAUUAGUUAGUAAAUGAAACGUUUAAGACAGAUGUAAUAUUUCUAACCUUUCCGUAUAAAAUGUUAGAUGUUUCACUAUACUUUUCCCAUCUGUAUAGAUAGGAAAUAAUAUUUUCAUGAAGUGCUCAAGUUGUCAAGCCAUAGAAUACACCACUAUAUCCCACUGACCCUUUUUUUCAUUUCAUAAAUUUUACACUCCUAAAACUGAAAUGUUAUAUGUAACUUUACAACUGGUAAAUCCAACAUGUUUGGAGUUGAUGGAAAGGGAAAGUAUCUGUGGUUUUAGGCUAACAGUUUCUAAACUUUGCAAAAAAAAUAAGAAAAUGAUGUAAUUUGAUCUCAGAAUAACACUUUAAGGUAUUGUGGUUUGCACAUUCCUGAAGCUUUUCACACUGUAAAUGUUGAACAGUCCCUUCAACCUACACAAAACAUUACUUCCAAAUACAGAUUUUACCCUUGCAUAGCUUUGGAUGUUGGCACUCACAUUUUACAGUUCUUAAUAUUUGAAUCAUAAUGAAUGUUUUAAUCUUAACACUGAGAAAAUGUUGACAUUUUAUGAUUUGAAUUAAAAGAGGGUGUAUCUAUAUAUAUAUCUAUAAUUAAGUCUCUCUUGCUAUAUGCCCAUUUACAAAUAAAAAAAGGAUGCUAUGUUAUUUUGGUUUUGUAUGUUUAAACCAAAGGAAAGAGAUAAACACAUAUUUUUUUCAGAUGGAUGUAUGUAUGUGUGUAUAUAUAUUUUAAACAUGUUUGAUGGAAAUAAAACCCCACAGGGCUUCCCCAUCUUCUAGAUAACACAAAAAUAUUCUAGAAACAGCCUUGUGAAUGUUGGAUGUAAGCAGUGGGAAAAAAAAUGAAAGCAAUAAAAGUAAUAUACUGGUGAAAACAUUAAUACAAUUUGAAAAUAAUAUCACAAAAAGACAUUAUAACCAGGAUUAACUUGUGCGAGUGAGUUUGACAGAGAUUGAAUAAAAAGUUCACAAUUUUGGUUAUAUGAAUUUUAAUUAACGACUUAAAAUUUGAUGUAAAAUUGAUAGCAAGAUUAAAGAUUUGAGGGCAAACUGUCUAUAGCUUAGGGUCUGUCUUACGAACGGUGUAAAGAGGUAAAUCAGAUUUAACAUUGAUUGCCUUGUGGGGUAUCAGAGAACUUCAGAUAAAUGCAUGAAGUACGGAUGGAAACCUGUGGGAAGGAAAUAAGGAUGAUUCAGGAAUUUAUUAUAAAGAAAUCCUUGAGCAAUUUAACUGAUAAAAAUAAUAAUUUUUCCAAGAGUAGAGUUAGGUUGGAGAAUUUUUUUAACAUAUGAGCUUUAUGAACAUAUAUUUGGUUUCAGUUAUAUUGACAAAUAAUUUUAAUAGUUACAUGAAAACAUUAUACAGUUUUCUUGGUUUAUGCGACAUGGUUUUAAAGUAGAAUAAUUAUGUUAUUCCAGACAAUACGCAUUUUAGAUGUGAGGUCAACAUGUAGUGUGGGUUUAUAUCAUACGACUUAACAUAAGUAAAAGAUAUCGUCUAUGUAAACCAGAAAUCGAAUUAGUCCAAGAAUUGACAAAUGAAGAACUCAAUAAGACAGUUUGAAUAGUGAUCAAGAGGAUGUAACAACCCUUUUUCUAACUCUCAUAAACAUAUAGGACACAUGAAAAAGAAUCACUUUGGUGAUUCUGGCAUGGUAAAGAGAGAAAGGCAGAGUUGCUAGAAUCAACUUUCCUGAUUCCAAGAAUGUUUGUCAGUGGUCAGUUGUCUCAGUCCAUUUGAGAAGUGAUGGUGACUAGAUGAGUUCUUGGCCAUAAUUUUAUGCAAACUCAUAUUGUAAUGGUGCAUACUUAAUAAUUCCAAUAUUGUUUUUUAUUUAAAACGAGUUUUUGUCUUAAGUUUUUAAGAAUGACAUCGAAUACCAAAAAUUAUUUGGAAAUCCAUUGAACUAUGAUCAAUUUUAACAUUUUGAGAUGUUUACCUUUUAUAUGCAGAAUUUAUAUAAUGUUGCAAUUAGAUCUCCUAGAUGAUUAGUGGGACUGUUCUGGUUUGUGAUCAUUUGUGCUGUUGAAACCUUUCAAAGUAGGCCUGCAUGAUCUGUGCAGUUUAAAUACAUUCUUGAAAGUGCUUACUCAAAUGUAGUUUUAAAUAUUGUAUUGUAAUGUUAAGUUGAUUUCUCUUCCGACAACAUCAGGUUACCACCUGGUGUGUUGCUUCAGGUCUGUACUUUGUAGUUAUGUAAUAAUGGUCUAAUUCUUGAAAUUGUGUACUGAAGUUGAGUGUAAGAAUUAAAACCCUGAAGUUUGUGAUAUUUAGAUAUGUGAACAAAUGUGAUACUACAUUUCCGCUUCCUGUGAUCAAUUUUAUGUUCUUAUGUGCUGUAAAAAUGUUCUUUAAUUGUAACAUUGCAUGUGCAAAGCAUUCAGGUAAUUGUUCAUUUAUAUUUUGAUAACUUGUUUUUUUUUACAUUUUGUGAACUGUGAAUUGUAACAUGCACAAACCCCUUUUUGCUACUAAAGGUUUGUUGAGAAUAUUUUUAUCACCUUGAGUGAAAAAUCCGCAAAACUUGUUUGAAAACAACAGGAUUAGAACAUGUUUACUCUAAACAUAUGUCAUCCUAUGCACAUGAAGGGUUGUUUCUUGUUCUUUCACUGUCUAGCUCAUAGUUAGAAUGUAAGGUAUAUUUGUGCAUGCUUCUUUUGACAUGAAAAUAUGGUCCAUUACUUUUGAAGCGCUUCUCAUGGGUUAAUUUAAAGCUUUUGAGACUUGUGAUCCAAAUUGGGCAUGUAUAUUGUUAUCAUAUUAAAUGAAUUUUUUGCAGAUGUGCACAAGAGGCUUUCUUGCACUUACUGCUUAUUCCAAUGUUGAUAAAAAUUAAAUGUGCAUCACACACACAUUUUACGUGAUAAAAAUCAUUAUUUUUUAAUCAAUCAGAUUAAGAGCCUACAUGGUUGAUUUCUUAUCUGCAACUGCUUCAGGCUAAAUACACAACUUUGGUUACGAUACAUUUUAGAGCUAGAUUUUCUUUGCUUUUCACAAAUAACGUGAAGUAAGAAAGUAUUUAAAAUCAUUUCGCCAAAGACGCUCAUCUGUGACAUAUAAAACUUUGGGCCCCAUUGUUACACCUGGUUCACGACUGCUAAACUUGCUGCGCUAACUUCUAAUGUGUCACAUUUUUGUCAGUUUUGGAAUGCAUACUCUUGUGUGGAUCACAAAUGUUGCGGCAGCAGUUAACUUUGAAUGGCUGAAAACUCGCCUAUAUGAAAAUCUAGGGUCUUCGAGUUUCC